This is a messenger RNA of Actinia tenebrosa (Australian red waratah sea anemone), 4899 nucleotides long. Its product is annotated as 2'-5'-oligoadenylate synthase 1. Gene Ontology annotation, cellular component: cytosol; nucleoplasm; membrane. Gene Ontology annotation, molecular function: 2'-5'-oligoadenylate synthetase activity; double-stranded RNA binding. The record is from RefSeq and is a predicted model, not a curated record. Gene Ontology annotation, biological process: regulation of ribonuclease activity. NCBI's taxonomy places the organism in Eukaryota, Metazoa, Cnidaria, Anthozoa, Actiniaria, Actiniidae.
UAGUGGGCACCCUGUGGAGAAACCGCUGUCAAUAGUUAUUAUGAUGAUUGCUCACUGGAAUCAAGCUUUCAAGAUCGAAAAAGUACAUUUUUUCUUCAUAAAAAUGGGUUCAGAUGAAGCUUUGUCAUACAUAGAUGUAUCUUCUCCAUAUGGUAAGAAAAAUCAGUUCUUAAAGACUACUCAUGAAAAAAGCAAAACUUGAUACACAGCUCAACCCUCCCUCAAAUAUAUACAUAUAGCAAGAAAUGAUUUGGUGGAUAAGUAUCUGGUUCUUAUUCAUGAUAAUAUGAUCAUCAUCAUUACAUGCUUUUUACAGAUGACUUCCACUGCAUAUAAUGAUUUAGCCUACUUGGUGGAUAAUUUUCGGUUUAAUGUUUGUAUCAUCAUCAUUCUCAUCAUCUUAAGCCUGGUUUUCACUGCGGUGCAAUUUAAGAUACCUUAUUUCAGUGAAAACAAGUCAUGAAAUAAGCACCAACGCAACUAGUGCCAUGCCCCUUCUGUACUGUGGUGAUUGUUAAGAUUGGUCACAUGACAUGUAAUAAUCAUCCGCCACUGUUGCUCUUGCACUGUGUUUCAUUUUCACUGGCGCAGCAUAAGUGCAAGGACAAGCGCAAGCAUAACAAAAAAGAAAAUUUUUGAUCCUUGUGCUUGUGCUUAUGCUUGUGCUUAUGCUUGCAUUAGAAAGUUUUCAAGGUAAAAUAAGGCUGUUUUAUUUUAAAUUUUUGAUCCUUGUGCUUGUGCUUGUGCUUGCACUUAUGCUUUGCCAUAGUGAAAACCAGGCUUUAAUGAUCAUUGCAUGUGAUCAUCAUGCAACAUGAACAUUUUUAUUCAUGUUAAAGAUGAUUUUAGAAAGCUACGACCUGAAUAUCUUGACAAAUUUAUUGCUGAACAACUUCAACCCAAUGAAGAAUUUCAUAAUUUAGCUUCCACUGCUUUGGAAAACCUUUAUCAUUACCUUCAAAAAAGUAUGCAACCGCAAACUGUGAAGAGGCUUAUAAAGGUAGGCAAAAAAUAUCAUUCAAUCCUUGUGCACCAAACUUUGUAAAAGACCCUGUUUUAUAAACAUUAGACCUUAAUAUUAUGAUAUUUCUUCCAUUAUUACAAUAGGUUUGUCAUUUUGCUUUGUUGGAUACACAAAUAGAUUUCCCAUGGACAAUUUAUAUAAAACAAUCGACCCAAAACAGUGUCACCCACUUCAGGGGCCAAUCCAGGGGGUUCUGCAUUCAAGUAGCACUCCCCUGCAAAAUAUGCCGAACCCCCCACAACCUUCCCCUGAAUGAUCCUUUUACCUUCCAUUUUUCCCAAUGAAAAAAGCAAUAAAUGACAUUUCUUGCUUUCAAAAAUGGAUGCUGUCACAUGUUCAAACAAAUCAUGUUUUUUUACCUACACAGGGAGGAUCGAUGGGUAAAGGAACUGCAUUAAAAAGCAGGUCAGAUUUAGACUGCAUUAAAAAGCAGGUCAGAUUUAGACUGCAUCCUUGUCAUGAAUGGUGUCAGAGAUGCUCGUGAUUUAAAGGAGAAAAUUGGUGGAAUUUUAGCUCAGCUCUGUGAUUUUCUUAACAAAAAUCCGUUAAAAAAACGUGGUUGGGGAAUCAGGAUCAUUAGGGACAACAGAUUCAUGGUGCAGAUUGAGAUGCGACAUUUAAACCGGAAUAAAGCUGUAGAAGUUGACAUUUUGCCAACAUUUGAUGCAGCCGUGAACAACGGAAAUUCUCUCCGCAAGCUUUAUCGUUCCAUGGCAUUAUACGACUAUGACACACAACAAUUCUGCUCUGCAGCACUAGCAACGUUACAGCGUGAUUUUAUAAAGACUAAGCCAACUAAACUCAAAAGUCUUAUCCGUCUGGUGAAGCACUGGUGCAAGAUGUAUCUACCAUGGGAAUAUGGACAGCCGCGGGUGCCUAAUUCAUACCUGUUAGAACUUCUGACGAUCAGUGUUUGGGAGAAUGCAGGAAGCCAACAUUCGUUUCCUACAGCCCUAUUGUUCAAAGAUGUAAUGGAAGCAUUGUAUAAUCACAGGCAGCUAAAUGUCAAGUGGAAUACGUACUACUCGCUAUCUGGGAAUCUAUCUGGAGGAAAGCCCUGUAUAAUGGAUCCUGCUAACCCAUACAACAACGUGUAUGACGUUGUAGGAGACUGGAAAAGAGUGAAAAGAGUAGCCAGAGAAACGUUAAAGAAGCCGCUGCUACGGGAUUACAGUAGAUCUGUUUUGGAUACUGACAAUAGCAGAUCGCCAAAUUGCUGUAUUUUAUUUAUUUUGUUGUUGCUUAUUUGUUUAUUUUUAUUUUAUUCCAUUCUUUCUCCUGGUGACGCUGAGCUCCUCAUUGUCCAGACCGCCGUACAAGUAGCACGGACUCAUACCACUGUUCUUGUUUGUAACGAUACUGACCUGCUUGUGCUACUGAUUUACCAUGGACAGAUGAAUGUUGCUACUGGCAAUAUUUGUGUCCAGCCAGAAAGCCUUCCACCAACUUAUGCUGCUGCGUGCUUUCACAGCCUAAGUGUAUAUCAUCAGGUGCAGCAUUGGAAAGGAACUAAUCUACCUCCACAAGAAUGGGGAUGGGAGAUGAUCAUGAAGGGUGGAAACGCACCAACCUGCCUGCUGCCCAUGCAUUGUCACUGCUGGAAAUCAUACGCUACAUUGGGAAAACUACAGACAGACAAGGAACAGGUCAAAGAGGUUAUGAUCAUUUACCAUCGUGAUAAAUACACCACCAAAGAUGCCUUUCAACGUGAAAAUUGCGGUAUCUUUUUCGAUUCUUAUCAAGCUGAGGUUUCAUUGGAGGCUUUGGCUUACAAAUCUUCUCCGUACGAUGACUUUAGAGAACUACGACCUGCAUAUCUUGACAAAUUUAUUGCUGAGCAGCUUCAACCAGAUGAAGAAUUUCAUAGCUUAUUUUACAAUGCUUUGGACAAACUAUGUCGCUACCUUCACCAAUAUAUGCGACCGCCAACUGUAAAAAGGCUUUUAAAGGGAGGAUCGAUGGGUAAAGGAACUGCAUUAAAAGGCAGGUCAGAUUUAGACUGCAUCCUUGUCAUGAAUGGUGUCAGAGAUGCUCGUGAUUUAAAUGAGAAAAUUAGUGAGAUUUUAAACCAGCUCAGAAGGCUUCUUAGCACAGACCCCUUAAUAGAUCAAGGCUGGAGAAUCAUGAUCACCAGGGUUAACGAUUUCAUGGUGACAAUAAAGAUGAAACAUUACCGAUGGAGUGAAAGUGUAGAAGUUGACAUUUUGCCAACAUUUGAUGCAGACGUCUAUCGAAAAGAUUCUCGCGACCAGCUUUAUAAUUCCAUGGCACUAUACGACCGGUAUACAGAAGCCUUAUGCUCUGCAGCACUAGCAGAGUUACAGCGUGACUUUAUAAAGCAGAGGCCAGCUAAGCUCAAAAACCUUAUUCGCCUGGUGAAGCACUGGUGCAAGACGUAUCUACCAUUGGAAUAUGAUGGACAGCCGCGGGUGCCUAAUUCAUACCUGUUAGAACUUCUGACGAUCAGUGACCCUCAGUGCAGGGACUUGACUCGGCGAAGGAUUAAAGGAAAGUGGCCCUGUAUAAUGGAUCCUGCUAACCCUUACGCCAACGUGUAUGAAGUUGUGAGAGACUGGAAAAGGGUAGAAAGAGUAGCCAGAGAAACUUUAAGGAAGCCGCUGCUACGGAAUUACAGGAGCUCUGUUUUGGAUACUAGAGAUGAAGAUGAAGAGGAAGUUUAUGAAGAAAGCAGUUCUGCAAGUUACUGUUUUGAUUUUAGGAACGCUAAAAUAGCUCCUAAAAGGAAAUCGCAUUUCUUGAACAAAUUAAUCAGUGCAGAACUUCAAACGAACAAGGAGUUUCGCGACCUGAUAUCAAACGCCACCAACGAUUUAUGCCAUCAUAUACAGCACAAUUGUGACUAUUCGGCAAAUAGAAUGAUUAAGGGUGGAUCUUUAGGAAAAGGAACCGCUUUGAAAGGCACAUCAGACCUUGAUUGUGUUUUGGUGCUAAAUGAAAUGAAAAACGUCGAGGAUCUCAUACAUGACAUUGAUGAAGUCAAAGGUGACCUUAAGAGUUGCUUGGACACUUUACCAGCACGGUCGGCUCAUCAACAUGGCUGGAAGAUAACAUUUGAACGCAUGACACCGUUUAGCGUACAGUUCACUAUGACAAAGAUAUCGUCGCCAAGUGGGGUUGUUGAAGUUGACCUCCUUCCAACUUUUAACAUACCAGAAUCUGAUUUGAAUGAAAUCUACAGAGAAAUGAGAUUAAAAAACGCGAACACUCGGCGAUACUACUCAGCAGCUCUCACAGAGCUUCAAAGAGAUUUUGUAAAAGAACUGCCAGCACGUAUUAAAGAUCUUAUUCGCCUUGUUAAAUACUGGUGUAAAAGGUUCGUAAAACAAGGCAAUAUUGCCCAUGCACCCAGUUCCUACCUACUCGAACUUAUCACUAUCCAUGCCUGGGAAAAGGUUGACAAACCAACAACUAUUAACAUGGCCAUAGCAUUCAAGGCUGUAAUGGAGGAAUUGAAUAAUUACCAAAAUCUCAACGCAGUUUGGCAUCGCUACUACCAGGAAAAUCAAGAAAUGAGUGAUCAUAAGCUGCCACGAGUUAUCGAUCCUGCAAACCCAUACAACAAUUUAUGUGAUGGAGUUGACUGGAUGGAAGUAGCAAGAAUUGCAGAGGAAACGAUGCGCAAGCCACUUUUCCAAGAUAUCCCUAUAACAAGUCAUUGGUGUAGGGGUCCUCCACCAAGGCCCUCCAGAAGGAGACGACUGAGGCAGAUGACUGCUCUUUGCUACGCAAGUGACGAUGAGUUUAAUGACUUUAGAUUUUAAUCACUUAUCAAUAUAUUUAAAAAAUAGUACACGGCUUCCUAAACCAUGCAUUGAUGUUAUUUGCACAAAAUAGUUAUAUUAUAGUUAAAUGAU